AUGCAACAGAAGAAGGAUGGCAUGUUCUUCAAUGCCUUCGAGGGCCUGGAAUCGGUGGACCCCAACGCGCCACCGAGGAGGGGGCACCACAGGGACAAGAAGAAAGCCAAGCCGUUAAGCGAUGUCGAGCGGCAGCAGAGUUUUCUGGAGGGUUUGGUGAUUGUGGGCUACGAAUCGAACCUGUUUCGCAAUGACAGGCUCUCGGAAUCGAUCGAACGCGGCGAGCACUUCAUCCCCUGGAUGGGCAAGGAGGAUCUUAUGAUUGAUCGUUACGAUGCGCGUGCCCUGCUGACCGAUCUCAAGCUCUUCGAUCGCCAGGCUGGCCGAUGGGACGCGCUGCCGCGAACGCGCAAGCCCAGCGAUCCCAAGUACGAGAGGGAGCUCAAGCUCAACAAGAAGCUGGACAAGGAGCGCUACUGGGACAUGGUCCUGCACGGGGAGGACAUCUACAAAGAGGAAGAGCGAAAGCGGCAGAAGAUGCAGCAGGACACGCGGGCCACGUACAGUCUGGUGGGGCUUGACUACGGCGAGAUCACGCAACACGAAGACGAAGAAGAGAAGCAGAAGCGCGAGGAGGCCGCGCGCAAGAAGGAGCUCGAAGAGGCCGAGGCCAAGCGCAAGCAGGAAGAGGAAGAGGCCAAGAAGCGCGAGGAGGAAGAGAAAUACUGCGCUCCGCACCCCGUGCCCGAAGGCAUGAUCGCGCCUGCGCUGAAGAAGAUGGGAGUGAUCAUCGAGAAGACUGCCGGCUUUUUGUUCCGCCAGGGACCCGAGGCAGUCAAUACGUUGAAGAAGCAGCAAAAGGACAAUCCGAUGUUCCUGUUCCUCGUGGAGGGCCAUCCGCUCAAUUCCUACCUCAAGUUCCUGAUCAGCAAGCUGGAGGAGGCCAAGAAGCGCGAGGAGGAAGAGAAGGAAAAGGCCAACGAGUUUGCUCUCAGUCUCGUGUCUGAGUACAACGACGAGGAAGAGCCCUUCAAGACCGAGGAAAGCACUGGUGGCCAGGAAACUGAUACCGCCGAGGCCGUGGUCGCGGACGAAAGGCCAACUGACAACGCUCCUUCUCUCGAGCCGAAGCAGUCGUACGUCGCCAUGUUCGACUUUACGCCAGAGAAGGAUGGAGAGAUGAGCAUGAAGGUGGGCGAAGUGCUGGUGGGUCGUGAAACGGUCGACGGGUGGCUGGAGGUCGAGCGGGAGGGCCAAGUCGGCUACGUGCCGCGCGGAUGGGUCAAGCUGGUCGACGAACAACCCCCCUGCCCCGCCAGCAGCCAAGGCACGGACGCCUCCGUUGCGACGCAAGACAAAGACGAAGGCGAAGACGAGCAAGCCAAAGCAGCUGCCGCGGCAGCGAAGAGGAAGCGCAUGAUGCGAGCCAAGCUGCUGGCACAGCUCAUCUCCACCGGCAAGGAGCACGUCGUGCAGGAGCUCUCCGCCAGUAGCACCGCCGCCACCGAUACGUCCACCUCCACCAGCAAGGAGAGGGAGAAGCAGGACAAGGCCGACGAGAGCAGGCGGAAAGCGCAGGAGGAGCGCGAGCGCGAGGAGAGAAGGAGGAGAAGAGAAGCCGAGGAACGAGAAGACGAAAGGCGACGGAGGAAGCGGAGGCGAAGCCGAAGCCGAAGCCGAAGCCGCAGUCGAAGCCCGAGAGGCGAGCGUGACGGGCGGCGAGAACGGAGCGGCAGCAGGGAGAGGGCCACGUCUUCAGGCGGUGCCCACACUCGCAGGAGUAGUAGACGGAGCGAGAGUCGAGAGAGGCGGCGCAGAGAGGGAGGAAGAAGGCGCAGGGACUCAUCUUCGUCAUCUUCAUCAAGGAGCCCGCACCGGCGGCCCAGGCGGAGCGAAAGUGAAAGCGAAGAGGAACGGAAGCUUCGAAGAAAAGAGAAAGGACGAAAGCGAGGAAGGAAGAGCGAACAACGUGACGACGAUGUGAAGGCCAAGCAGCAGCGGGUACGCGAUCGGACAGCGGACCAACAGCAGAUCCACGAGAAGAAGCCACACCGAGCCAUCGCUGGAGAUGAGGCAGAAGAAGAAGGCGGCCUGACCACCCUCCUGCAAAGUUAUGGAACCCAAUAA
Messenger RNA from Acanthamoeba castellanii str. Neff, 2067 nucleotides. Its product is annotated as variant sh3 domain containing protein. Gene Ontology annotation, biological process: mRNA 5'-splice site recognition; RNA processing. Lineage: Eukaryota; Discosea; Longamoebia; Acanthamoebidae. Gene Ontology annotation, molecular function: protein binding; RNA binding. The record is from RefSeq and is a predicted model, not a curated record. The transcript has 5 exons. The coding region runs from base 1 to 2067 and encodes 688 amino acids.